CGGGUUUAACCCAAAAUUUCUCACAUCCUAAAAAUCAGAGAUUCCUAUCUCUCUCUCUCUCUCUUCGAUUCUGAUUCUAUUUUCUAAUUUUCUUCACCAACCACACAGAUAUUCCGUUUGAUCUGUUCUAAGCCUAAAAAUCAAUCAACUGAGUCAUCAUGGGACAAGAAACAAUGGCGCCGGCGAAACAGACCGCGACAACAACAACGACGCUCGUGUUCACGUACGGAACUCUGAAGAGAGGAUUCUCGAACCAUGUCCUGAUGCAAGAUCUGAUCCGAUCAGGCGACGCAUCUUUCAAAGGAGUAUACAACACCUCAGACAAAUACCCUCUCGUCUGCGGACCAUACCGAGUCCCUUUCCUCCUCAACAAACCUGGAUCAGGCCACCACGUGACGGGAGAGCUUUACGCGGUUUCCCCUCGAGGUCUCUCUCGUCUCGACGAGCUCGAAGGGAUCAGCCGCGGCCAUUACGUCAGGCAGCCGAUCCGUCUAGCCGCAGCGGAGGAAGAGGGAGGAGAUCUGGAAACAGAGCAAUCGUCGUCGGUGGUGGUGGAGGCGUAUUACGCGCACAAGAGCUACGAGGAGGAGCUGUGGAGGAGGAAUCGCGGGAGAUCGUUCGGCGCGUACACGGAGAAGGAAGCGCGUGGGUACGUGAAACGCACUGAGAGGCCUCAGCAUCUUAGCUUCUUGGAUCAUAUCCGUAUUUUCGUAUCUUCUCCAUGUGAUUGAUUCCUAUUUCUUCUACCCACUCUCUCCUCUCUCUCUCUCUCUUUCUCUUUGUUUGUUUGUUUUUCUUCUCUUCGGGGGAAACAAAAAGGAAAAAUAAAAAAUAAAAAAACACAAAACACAAAUUCUAGAGAGUUACUUGUAAGGGUCCCCACGAGUCAGUCAGUCCGUCCGUCGUAUCCGUACAAUCGUUUUGUUGUUAUCCCUAGAGAGAGAGAGAGAGAGAUUGAGGUUCUUCUGUGAUUUGUUGGAUGUAAAACGUACACGUACGAUCGAUCCCAUCUUUUAAAAAAAAUACGUUUUAGGUGAGUUUUUAUGGGUGAGUUCCCUAAAGAGGUCAGGGUCUUUAGAUUUUAGACAGUUCAAUGAUGUUUCUUGAAUCUCGUAUCCUGGAUUCUAAUCUGUGCAUCUUUAGAUUUACAUAUUUCCAUAGUUUAAGCAUAAAGAUGAUUAGCAUUCGUGUCUUUCUAAUAAAAAAGUAGGUGUAUGUGCCUCAAGGA
Messenger RNA from Capsella rubella, 1228 nucleotides. RefSeq names its product putative gamma-glutamylcyclotransferase At3g02910. The record is from RefSeq and is a predicted model, not a curated record. Gene Ontology annotation, molecular function: gamma-glutamylaminecyclotransferase activity. Bases 159 to 731 code for a protein of 190 amino acids. The transcript has a single exon. Lineage: Eukaryota; Viridiplantae; Streptophyta; Magnoliopsida; Brassicales; Brassicaceae.